Molecule: messenger RNA, 681 nt
Organism: Coprinopsis cinerea okayama7#130
Lineage: Eukaryota; Fungi; Basidiomycota; Agaricomycetes; Agaricales; Psathyrellaceae
Exons: 3
Coding region: 1-681 (226 amino acids)
Source: RefSeq, a predicted model, not a curated record
AUGGAGCCUGUGGUCAUCGACGACCUCGACUUUGCGUUUUUCCGCACCACCCCGUUCAAUUUCAACGCCCCACCACCCACUUUCCCGUGGCCCAGUCACCCCCUGCGCCAGGUUCCCCUCGCGGAGCAACGGUUCGCGUUCGCCCGCGUGGGCGCCAUGCAAUUCAUGGCGGCGGAGGAAAGCCAGGAAUUCGUAGACGCGUACAUUGACAUGUACCUCACUCGGUUUUCGUUAUGCAUCCCUGGGUUCCCGGACGUUGAUGAAGAGGAUCUGAUGAAUCUGGUUGGAGACGUCCGUGAUCGCCUGGAACGUGAACUCCGAGUAUUAAGCGGCGUGCAGCCGUGGUUUAAGCCUCCUAUCCCUUGGAAGGACUUCGUAAAGAUCAAGUGUGGCCUCGAGAGCACGGAGUGGGAUGAGAUGGCAGCACCCAUUCUAGCGAAACUCGAUGACGAACCAGGCAAUCGUAUUCUAGCCACCGAUUAUUAUGAAAGCCUGGGUGAAUCUACUCACGACUGGCGGCUUGUAGUCCUUCCCCAGAACAGGGAGGAGGGAAAAGGGUGGGCUACUUACCGACUGGAAUCCUGCAGAGGGGAGGGUGAAUCGGACUCGGUAUCCUCGGCAGACAGCAUUUUUGACACGUACACUCCCUUCCCCUCCAGGGCGUCUUCUCCCGUUGGUUAG